Molecule: messenger RNA, 1172 nt
Organism: Sinocyclocheilus grahami
Lineage: Eukaryota; Metazoa; Chordata; Actinopteri; Cypriniformes; Cyprinidae
Product: U4/U6.U5 tri-snRNP-associated protein 1-like
Exons: 9
Biological process (GO): maturation of 5S rRNA; mRNA cis splicing, via spliceosome
Cellular component (GO): U4/U6 x U5 tri-snRNP complex
Source: RefSeq, a predicted model, not a curated record
AGGCUGGAACGAAGGAGGAGCCCCUCGUGGCCGAGGCCAUCAAUCCUGUUCACAUCAAACAACAAGCUGAGAUGAGAGAGAAACUGGCUGCUCUCAAAGAGAAGCGUCUGCUCAAUCAGAAACUGGGGAAGGUGAAGGUGCUUGGAGAUGAAGAACCAUGGCUGGACGACACAGCUGCCUGGGUGGAGAGGAGUCGCAAACUUGCCAAGGAGAAGGAGAUGGCAGAGAAGAGGGCCAAGCUCCUAGAGGAGAUGGAUGAAGAGUUUGGUGUGAGCAAUCUGGUCGAGCAGGAGUUUGCACAGGAAAGGAGGGACGCAUAUAGCUCACGUGAUCUCAAAGGGCUCAAGGUUCAACACAAGAUGGAGUCUUUCAGAGAGGGGGAAACAGUUAUCUUAACUAUAGAAGACAAAGGCGUUCUGGUGGAGGAGGAGGACGUGCUGGUGAAUGUGGGUCUGGUGGACAAGGAGAAAGCGGAGAAAAAUGUGGAGCUAAAGAAGAAGAAGCCAGAUUAUAAACCUUAUGAAGAAGAGGAGAGUGUGGAUGACAUGGUCGUUUUCAAGCCAAAGGCUGUGCUGUCAAAGUACGAUGAGGAGAUCGAGGGGGAGAAGAAGAAGAGUUUCAGGCUCAGUGCUGGAGGUUUUGUGGGGGGUGAGAGAGAGCGGGAGCUGCAGGCCAUCAGAGAGAACCUACGCAAUCAGGCCCAGUCUCUGGACAUGCCUGUUCUCACCCUCGCCAGUGAAUACUACACGCCACAGGAGAUGGUGGGCUUUAAGAAGACCAAAUGCAAAGUCAAGAAAAUCAGAAAGAAAGAGAAAAUACUCCAGGUUGAUGACCUCUUGGUUGAUGACACGCGAAGCUCAGAUUUCGGUUCCAGGUCUCGAGGCCGAGGUAGAAAGCAAGCAGAUGAGAAGGAGGGGGUGGAGCAUGGAGGUGUUGCUAUGGAAACCAGCAGCAAGGCCAGUGAUGUCCUCCAGCAGUCAGAUGACAUUAGAAUGGCCGACAUGGACAUUAGUGAUGAUGAUGACUUCACCCCUCCAGAGCCUACUGCAUUAGAAGAGGACGAAGCUGAGCAGGAGCUCCAGAAACAGCUUGAGAAACAGAGGAAACUCAGACAAAAACAGAUGCUCAAAGACUCAGGAGAAAAGGUCAGGACUUUCAAUUCCUGAAGCACU